AUUUUGACAAUUUAAUUCACAGAUAUGACAAGUACUUGGACAGAAUGUUGGAUCGAGCGGAAUUACAUAUUGGUAUCACGUUCGAGGAGUUUCGACGCUUCUAUCAAUUUCUGAACAAUCUGGACGAUUUUUCGAUAGCGAUGCGAAUGUACACAUUAGCCGAUCAUCCUAUAUCCAAAGACGAAUUUCAACGCGCUGUAAAGAUAUGCACGGGAACGAUGCUUUCGACUCACAUAAUCGACACAGUCUUCGCGCUAUUCGAUGUAGAUGGAGACGGCCAACUCUCCUACAAGGAGUUUAUAGCAAUUAUGAAAGAUAGAUUGCAUAGAGGCUUUAAGUCUCAACAACGCAAUGAGGGAUGGGAGGCAUUCAAAUUCUGCGUGAAACAAGAAAUGAAAGCACCCUGAAGGAAAAAUCGCGAUGGAAUGUGAAUAGAAACGUGAAGGCACAAGGGCACUCGCUAAUUUACAAAAAUCUCAUAAAUACUGAAUAUUUUCCAAUAGCA
Molecule: messenger RNA, 505 nt
Organism: Temnothorax curvispinosus
Lineage: Eukaryota; Metazoa; Arthropoda; Insecta; Hymenoptera; Formicidae
Product: calcium uptake protein 3, mitochondrial-like
Exons: 4
Coding region: 45-407 (120 amino acids)
Biological process (GO): calcium import into the mitochondrion; mitochondrial calcium ion homeostasis
Cellular component (GO): uniplex complex
Molecular function (GO): calcium ion binding
Source: RefSeq, a predicted model, not a curated record